ACAGGGGCUGGUGAAUGGGCGGGGCUUAACAGAUCUUUCAGUCUUAUAAAUUCGCUCAACUCCGUCUCUUUGGCAUUAAACAACAGCAUAAAGUCUUACGUAGGAAAAGCCUGGGGGGGUCACGCCAAGUUUGUUUUGCCACACUGAAGCUCCUGUAACUCCUGCUUCCUCGCCUUCCUAUGUUAGGAUUUUGUUUCCUCUGUGAUCUUCAAUUUGUUCUAACCAGGAUAUUCCUACCUUUUUGGGGAGCUUUUUUGGAUAACCUUUUCCCGUCUGCUGCUGACGCUUAGUGGCGGACUAAGGAGACCCGAGAGGAUGGCUUUAGGGUUAUUAUUAUGUCUUCUGGCCUUGCAGUCGACCCACCUGGUGCACUCUUCGGGCGUUUUUGAGCUGAAGGUUCACUCCUUCACCAGCUCUCGGAGUAGUUGCAAAACUCCACGUGAGUGUCAGAUCUUUUUCCGUGUAUGUCUCAAACAUGCUCAGGCGGUCAUCUCUCCAGAGCCUCCUUGUACAUACGGGACUGGCCACACGGAAAUCUUGCCCACAGAUCAGAGCGCUAUCGCUGACGGUGCUUAUAUUCGGGUGCCCUUUCACUUCAAGUGGCCGGGCGUUUUUUCUCUAAUUAUCGAAGCCUGGAAUGCAGACUCCACUGAACAAUCCACAGAAAAUCCAAGUAACAUGAUCAGCCGUUUGGCCACCAAGAGAAGGCUGGCAGUCGGUGAAGACUGGUCCCAGGAUGUGCACUUUGGCGAGCAGAGCGAGCUGCGCUACUCGUAUCACGUCGUCUGCGACGAACACUACUACGGCGAGAGCUGCUCAGACUACUGCCGUCCUCGGGACGACACAUUCGGACACUACACGUGUGAUGAAGUGGGAAUCCGAAACUGCUUGUACGGCUGGAAAGGAGACUACUGCUCAGAACCCAUCUGCCUGCCGGGUUGCAGCGAGAACCACGGUUACUGCGAGCGCCCUGGAGAGUGCAAGUGUCGGAUUGGGUGGCAGGGACGCCUGUGCGACGAGUGUGUGCGCUACCCCGGCUGUCUGCACGGCACCUGCAGCAAGCCCUGGGAGUGCAACUGCCAGGAGGGUUGGGGCGGACUCUUCUGCAACCAGGACCUGAACUACUGCACCAACCAUAAGCCCUGCUUAAAUGGGGCCACCUGCACCAACACCGGACAGGGGAGCUAUACGUGCGCCUGCCGGCCAGGCUACAGCGGCACCAACUGCGAGCUGGAGACCAACGAGUGCGACAGCAACCCCUGCAAGAACGGCGGCAGCUGCAACGAUCUUGAAAAUGACUACACGUGCUCCUGUCCGCAAGGCUUUUAUGGUAAGAACUGUGAGAUCAGUGCCAUGACUUGUGCGGAUGGGCCUUGCUUCAAUGGUGGCACGUGUGUGGAGAAGCCCACCGGUGGCUACUCCUGUCAGUGUCCGACUAACUACAUGGGCUCCAACUGUGAAAAGAAAAUCGACCGUUGCAGCAACAACCCCUGUGCUAAUGGGGGGAGCUGUUUGGAUCUUGGCCGCAGCAUGCUAUGCCGAUGUCGGCCUGGUUUUGCUGGCCCCCGUUGUGAGAUCAAUGUGGAUGACUGUGCCCGUAGUCCCUGCCGAAACGGCGGCACCUGUGUAGAUGGCAUCAAUGAUUAUACCUGUACUUGUACCCUGGGCUACACUGGCAAGGACUGUGCUGUCCGGUCAGAUGCCUGCAGCUUUUUCCCUUGCAAGAAUGGUGGCACAUGCUUUACCCACUUCACAGGUCCUGUCUGCCAAUGUCCGCCCGGUUUCAUGGGGCCCAGCUGCGAGUUCAGCCUGAAGCCUACAAACGUCCCAGAGCAAGCCAAGGAGCAAUUCCCAGUUGCUCUGGCUGUCUCUUUUGUCCUUGGAAUUAUAACCUUGGCUCUUGUGGUUUGUGCGGCCACCAUUGUGCUCCGGCAGAUGCGACAGAACCAGAAAGGCUUGGGGCCUGCUGUCCGAAAUGACCUGGAAACCAUCAACAAUCUCUCCCAGUUUCAAAGAGAGAAGGAGGCUUUCAUCAUCCCAGGAGGAGCGGGCCACUGUAAAGUCACCAACAAGGAUGCCCAACUGAGUUCUGAAGGCCUCUCUGAUAAGGCAGGGUACAAGCAGAGAUUGAUGGAUUACAACUACGCAGAGGAAGAAGCUGUGAGCAAAAACAAGUUUGACCAUAAACGGACUGAGCAGAUCAUAUCAGUGUCUUCACUCACCUUUCAAAAAGAAUCCCUUCACCACCCAGUUUACAUUAUUCCAGAACAAAUUGAACAGUGCGUGUUUGCCACAGAGGUAUAAAAAAACUGACCUUCCUCACAAGUUGAAGAGAAUUUUUUUUUUUUCAUAAAGAAAAAUGUUUACAUUUUUUCAUCAAAGGACAAUGAUUUUUUUUUUUUUUUAAAUCUAUUUAAUAUUUAUUCAUGCUGCUCAUUUUUGAACAAAAUAUUUUUAAAGGAAAAGACUCCCUAUUUCUUUUUGGUUUGCUUAAGAACGACAGCUGAGAUGAUGUCGGGAAUGAAGUAGGCCGAAAUCCUAUUUGCACUUCUUUUUGAUAUAUUUUUAUCAUCAUUAUUUUUGUAACUAAUGAUCUACGAAUGAAUGACAACCAAGGAUUUUUUUUUUUAGUAUUUUUCUUUUUAUUUCAUUCUUGAAAAGGCUGGAC
Molecule: messenger RNA, 2668 nt
Organism: Polypterus senegalus (gray bichir)
Lineage: Eukaryota; Metazoa; Chordata; Cladistia; Polypteriformes; Polypteridae
Product: delta-like protein C
Exons: 9
Coding region: 316-2304 (662 amino acids)
Biological process (GO): establishment or maintenance of epithelial cell apical/basal polarity; cell communication; heterophilic cell-cell adhesion
Cellular component (GO): plasma membrane; protein-containing complex
Molecular function (GO): calcium ion binding
Source: RefSeq, a predicted model, not a curated record